Molecule: messenger RNA, 2610 nt
Organism: Epithele typhae
Lineage: Eukaryota; Fungi; Basidiomycota; Agaricomycetes; Polyporales; Epitheliaceae
Product: muts domain V-domain-containing protein
Exons: 23
Coding region: 1-2610 (869 amino acids)
Biological process (GO): reciprocal meiotic recombination; mismatch repair
Cellular component (GO): nucleus
Molecular function (GO): ATP-dependent DNA damage sensor activity; ATP binding; mismatched DNA binding
Source: RefSeq, a predicted model, not a curated record
AUGCGAUCCUGCUUGUGUCGCGCUCACGUGAUCGAGAUCCCUUCCCAGCUCGUUCGGUCUUCUGCCAGCUUGUUCCCUCUACUUCCCCAUGUCCACCACCACGACAACAACCGGCCUACGUCUUCGCGCCCGACAACGAGCGUGUCUCGUCCCCGGACUCCUCGCUCUCGCCCUAACACUGCGCGCCCGCUCACCGCGACUUCUUCAAGGCACGAGUCGAGCCACAUUAUUGCGGUGAUCGAAGGCCGCGGGGUUGCCCGCGAGGUCGGCAUAGCAUGCCUCGACAAGGACACAGGACGGGUCAAUCUGGUGCAACUCGCGGACUGCCCGACGUACGUGAAGACGCUGCACCAGAUGCACCUGCACUAUCCGUCCAUCGUGCUCGUGCCGGACACGUUUGUGUCCCUGUCAGACUCGCACGCGGCCAGCGGAAAGAAGCCACAGACGACGUCGCUGCUGGUGCAGUAUAUCAUGGACGAGUUUGAGGGGGUGUCCAUCGAGCCCGUGAUGCGCAAGUAUUGGAGCGACAACGCAGGGCUCGACUUCGUCAACCAGCUGAUGGUGGAAGACGACGAACGGGCUGCAACUCUGGUUGCUGUCUCUAACAAAUACUACGCACUAUCCGCUGCCAGUGCUCUGUUCAAGUAUGCUGAGCUUCGAUUGAACACGAGGUUUGCCGCGGCUUCGCUGCGUAUCAAGUUCGCUCAAGUGGAUGGCACGAUGAUGAUCGACUCGGAUUCUGCACGCAAUCUGGAACUUGUGGGGAAUAUGACUGGAAGAAAGAACGCCCAUAGCCUGUUCGGUUUGUUGAACCACACCUACACCGCAAUGGGCGCAAGACUUCUUCGUGUCAACAUCCUUGCCCCAAUAACAGUCCGGGCUUCCUUGGAUGCACGUCUGGAUGUUGUAGAAGAACUGAUCCAAACGGAAUAUCGCUUCACCGAGAUCAAGUCCGCGCUCAAAGCGCUGAACAAGAUGGACUUUGACAAACUGAUCUCGGCGCUCGCCUCUUCCGAAGUCCGCGACACCAGCACUGCCAAGACGGCGUCCUCGCGAGUCGCCCAGAUGCUUGUUCUGCGUAACGUCGUCCAAACAAUGCCGAAGCUCGCAGCCGCGCUGGAAGGCAGCAGGUCCCAACUACUUCAAAUCAUCGCUGCGAUGAUCUCGGACAGACGGUUGGCGAAUAUCGACGCGUUGAUUUGUCGCAGCUUGAACGAAGAAGCUACUCCGGCCAAGGGUGGUCUGAAUGCAGUUAAUUCUCGAGUAUAUGCGGUACGCGCCAACUUCAAUCGCCUGCUGGACGUUGCGCGCGAAACGUACAAGGAAAAUGUUGGAGAUAUCUACGCCUUGCGCAACCGACUCGUGGAUGAACACGGCCUGCCAAUCACACUCGUCUAUCGCGACGGUGACGGUGGCUUCGUGCUUGCUCUCAAGAAAUCAGACCUAGAGAACGACGGCGGUCAAAUGCCUACAGGUUUCGUCGACAUGACAGCACAGAAAGGCCGAUGGGUGUUUUCUAGCAUUGAGCUGAAGAAGCGCAACGCUAGGAUGAAGGAUGCAUUGGACGAGACGUUGAUUUUAAGUAACAAGAUUAUUCAAGAUCUCACAGAUGAGAUUGUGGUUGACAUAGGUGCAUUGUACAAAGCCUCGGAAGCCGUUGCGCUGCUAGAUGUUUUGUGGUCGUUCGCUCAUGCAUCAAUCCCCCGUCCGGAGUUCACUGGAACUCUUGCCAUCAAGGCUGGGCGUCAUCCAGUGCUUGAAACUGUCCAGUCGGCUGGAGCAACCGUGGCUAACGACGUCUACUGCUGCGAAGCUUCGUCUUUCCAGAUUGUCCAAGGUCCCAACAUGUCGGGCAAAACGACUUAUCUGAAACAAAUUGCGCUUUUGACUGUCAUGGCUUUGUGCGGCUGCUUUAUCCCGGCGGAGUACGGGUCCUUCAGGCGAGUACCAGUUUGCCGUGGCAGCGUUAUCUCAAUUCAUGACAGUCUCCUCACACGACUCUCCAAUGAUGACGACUUGGAGAAGAGCCUGAGCACCUUCGCGAAUGAGAUGGCUUCCUCGGCAAUGAUAUUGGGUCUCGCCACACAAAACACCCUUGUUUUGAUCGACGAAGUGGGCCGUGGUACAUCCGUCAGAGAAGGAGUUGGGAUAUCUCAUGCCAUAGCAGAAGAGCUUAUCAAACUCAAGGCGUUUGUCUUCUUUGCAACCCACUUCACCGAGCUCACGACAACUCUGUCGCGUCAUCCCUCCAGGUCGGCAUCUACAACUUCCAAGUUCGGCUUGACCUUCCACUACAAAAUAUUAGACGGUGCCCAAGAUGACUUGGCUCACUACGGCAAGUCCAGGCUUGACCUCGCCAAGUUGGCAGACUUGCCUGCGCCAGUGAUCACUGAGGCACGACGGGUAGCUGAAUAUCUUAGCGACAAAGAGGCACGGGAGCAACAGGAAAGUCGGUCGCACAAGCUCACCAUUCGACGAAAGGCGCUGCUGAAAUUGAAAACACAACUUGGGCAAGCCCUCGAUCAUUCAACACUGCCAGACGAGGAGCUGGCGCACUACCUCCUACGCGUGCAGAAGGAUAUCACAGCCGUGUUGAAAGAAACUAUGUAA